Messenger RNA from Drosophila persimilis, 775 nucleotides. Its product is annotated as transmembrane protein 186. The coding region runs from base 62 to 670 and encodes 202 amino acids. The record is from RefSeq and is a predicted model, not a curated record. Gene Ontology annotation, cellular component: mitochondrion. Lineage: Eukaryota; Metazoa; Arthropoda; Insecta; Diptera; Drosophilidae. The transcript has 2 exons.
UGCCGAUGGUGUGUCAUCGAUAACUGCACAGCUGAUUGAUGAUAUUUUCAAAACAAACGCAAUGUUACAACAACUGUGCAGAUCUCAUAUUACAAGAGUAAGAUGGCCAAGCUCUGUGCCUGCAGUGAUACAACAGUUGCAUCAACGCCGCCUUGGAACUGCACCCAAAAAAACCAAGAUCCUCAAUGAAACUGGCUUUUCCGAAUGGCGGACCAUUUACAGCCUUCCGUCAAUACGACUGGUGGCUGCAUUUAAUAGGUUAAAAAUCUACCAGGCUGUUGUUACAGCUGCGGGAGCUCCCAUUGCCUUUGCUCUCGAACAGUCCGGACACGCUACGGAUGCACUGGGAAUCUAUGCCGCCAUAGGGGUUAGUGGGCUGAUAACCCUAACCCUAGCCAGUUUUGCAGCGACAAAUCUCGUUGGAUUUAUAUACAUCAACGAGCAGCAGGACAUGCUGAAGCUUGCCUAUGUGGAUUUCUGGGGCCGCCGUGUAGAGACUUUGGUGGAGACCGAUGAUUUGCUCCCCAGCUGGGAACGGGGGACAAUGAGCCAACUGAGAUUCUUUUUGCCCAUAGCCCUGCGGAGUGAUGCCAAAAGGCGCUACAAAUUGUUGAAUCGUUUUGGCAACAUUGCCGAUCCGCAACUGUUUGAGGGUCUCUUUGGAGAUUAAUACCUAAGAACCAUAAGAUUGGAGACACUUGUUACUAGUUACUAGGUGUGCAAACGUUUAAUUGUACAGUCCUAACAUCAAGAAAAUAAUAUCAUCUAAGUCUAA